Metarhizium robertsii ARSEF 23 is the source of this 1989-nucleotide messenger RNA. RefSeq names its product acetolactate synthase. Gene Ontology annotation, biological process: L-valine biosynthetic process. Bases 1 to 1989 code for a protein of 662 amino acids. Gene Ontology annotation, cellular component: mitochondrion; acetolactate synthase complex. The record is from RefSeq and is a predicted model, not a curated record. NCBI's taxonomy places the organism in Eukaryota, Fungi, Ascomycota, Sordariomycetes, Hypocreales, Clavicipitaceae. Gene Ontology annotation, molecular function: thiamine pyrophosphate binding; magnesium ion binding; acetolactate synthase activity. The transcript is spliced from 4 exons.
AUGUGCCUCCCCGCCGGCAUCGGCCACAUCUUUGCAUUGGACCAUUUUGAGCUGACCACGACAACUCUCAACAGCCGUGUACGCGCCGUGCCAAGUCCUGCCUUCAACGCAGCCGAUCAGAGUCAUGUUCAGCCAUUGGCGAACCAGCCCAAAAAUGACAUGGAUGAGUCAUUUAUUGGCAAAACUGGAGGCGAAAUUUUCCACGAGAUGAUGUUAAGACAAGGUGUCAAGCACAUUUUUGGAUACCCUGGCGGUGCCAUUCUGCCCGUUUUCGAUGCCAUCUAUAAUUCAAAACACUUUGAUUUCAUCUUGCCUAGACACGAACAAGGUGCUGGUCAUAUGGCUGAGGGCUAUGCUCGUGCUUCUGGCAAGCCUGGUGUCGUCCUUGUAACCUCGGGACCCGGUGCCACUAAUGUCAUCACCCCUUUGCAGGAUGCCCUUUCUGAUGGAACGCCUUUGGUUGUCUUUUGCGGGCAGGUUCCCACCACCGCCAUUGGAAGCGAUGCAUUCCAGGAGGCCGAUGUUGUGGGAAUUUCUCGGGCCUGUACGAAGUGGAAUGUUAUGGUUAAGAACGUUGCCGAGUUGCCUCGCCGAAUCAACGAAGCUUUCGAAAUAGCCACAUCUGGCCGACCCGGUCCCGUCCUUGUCGAUUUGCCCAAAGACGUCACUGCCGGUAUCCUGAGAAAGGCCAUUCCUACUGAGACGGCCCUCCCCUCUCUGCCCAGCGCCGCGUCACGAGCCGCCAUGGAGCACAGUCAUAAACAGUUACAAGCUUCUAUCAAGCGUGUCGCCGAGCUCGUUAACAUUUCUAAGCAGCCGGUCAUUUAUGCAGGCCAGGGUAUCGUCCAGUCCGAGAAUGGUCCCGAGUUUUUAAGGGAACUGUCCGAGAAGUGCUCUAUUCCUGUUACUACUACCCUUCACGGUCUGGGUGGCUAUGAUGAGCUUAACGAAAAGGCUCUGCAUAUGCUGGGCAUGCACGGUUCUGCUUACGCUAAUAUGGCUAUGCAAGAGGCCGAUUUGAUCAUUGCCUUGGGCGGUCGCUUUGAUGAUCGGGUUACGGGAAAUAUUGCUAAGUUUGCUCCUGGAGCCAAGGCUGCUGCCGCCCAGAAGCGUGGCGGUAUUGUUCACUUUGAGAUUAUGCCCAAGAAUAUCAAUAAGGUUGUCCAAGCCACAGAGGCUAUCGAAGGCGAUGUAGCCGCUAGCAUAAAGCUUCUUUUGCCCGAGGUCGAGCCUCGAUCUAUGGAGGAUCGCAAGGCCUGGUUUGACAAGAUCAACGAGUGGAAGAAGAAGUGGCCGCUGUCUCACUACGACAGAUCAGAGCGUAAUGGGCUUAUCAAGCCUCAGACCCUUAUUGAAGAGUUGAGCAAUCUGACAGCUGAUCGCAAGCACAAGACUUACAUUGCUACCGGUGUCGGUCAACAUCAGAUGUGGACUGCACAGCACUUCCGGUGGAGGCAUCCUCGGACUAUGAUUACCUCAGGAGGUCUGGGAACAAUGGGCUUUGGUUUGCCUGCUGCCAUUGGCGCCAAGGUCGCCCAGCCUGAGGCUCUUGUUAUUGAUAUUGAUGGUGACGCCUCCUUCGGCAUGACUCUGACUGAGCUGGCCACCGCCGCGCAGUUUAAUAUUGGUGUUAAGGUUAUCGUCCUGAAUAACGAAGAACAGGGCAUGGUCACCCAGUGGCAGAACCUCUUUUAUGAGGAUCGCUACGCCCACACUCACCAGGUUAACCCUGAUUUCGUGAAGCUGGCCGAGUCAAUGCACGUUCAGUCUCGCCGUCUGGUUGACCCUGCCGAGACUGUGGAUGCCCUCAAGUGGCUGAUCGACUCCGAAGGCCCUGCUCUUUUGGAAGUUGUCACUGACAAGAAGGUGCCCGUUCUGCCAAUGGUGCCUGCUGGCUCUGCUCUACAUGAGUUCCUUGUAUUCGAUGGGGAGAAAGAUAAGGAGCGACGAGAUCUGAUGCGACAGAGAACUGGUGGUUUGCACGGUUAA